Molecule: messenger RNA, 2074 nt
Organism: Triticum aestivum (bread wheat)
Lineage: Eukaryota; Viridiplantae; Streptophyta; Magnoliopsida; Poales; Poaceae
Exons: 6
Coding region: 1-1911 (636 amino acids)
Molecular function (GO): protein binding
Source: RefSeq, a predicted model, not a curated record
AUGGAAGCGAGCCAGAAGAGCUCCUCGGCCAUCAUGGAGUGGCCCUCGGGCGACCCCGGCUGCUCUAGCUCGUGGCUGAUCUACUACUCCACCAUGGCCAGGGUGGUGAUCGUCGACGGCAGCGUGGGGCUGUUGGUUGAGAUGAGCAACGGUGGCGCCGACGUAGUUAUAGAGUUCUUCAGAGAGUUCUUAUUGAAGUUUGUGGAGCUGGUAACUGACAAACCGAGCAUCGAGAAUGUAAUAGGCAGAAACACUUUCUCCCCCACAUCUGUGCUUUUCCCCUGCUUCCUCUCCCAGAUCCCCAAUUCUCGCCUUCGUGCUCUUCGCCGCGUGGACAGGUCGUCUAACCGCGUGCUCUUCGCCGACGCCGGCUCCGACUUCGUGGACGUCCUCCUCGCCUUCCUCACGCUCCCGAUCUCCGCCGUCCAGCUCGCCGCAGGCGCGUCCUCGCCGGGCUGCCUGACAAGCCUCUGCGCCAGCGUCCGGCACCUGGGGGACGCUAAACUGUUGGAGAGCGAGGCCUGCCAUGGCACGCUUCUCAGGCCUACGCACGCCGAUGAAUUUGGGUCUGUAUCCUAUUCCUACCUGGUACGAUCGCUUGCCACGCAACUGAUUCCACAGGGGCACAACCAGCAGCACGGCUGCAGGUGCUUGGAUGUCAUGGUUAGGCUUGUGCAUGUGUACAACCUAACAACACAAACAGAGGUGUUCUCCAAGUGGAAAGAGAGGUUCGUGAUCAGCGACGAUCUGGUGAUCAAGCCGGCGGCGACGAGCACCGUCCUGUCUUUUCUUCAGAGGUUCCUCGGAGAUAGGAUCAAUGACGCCUACGAAGUGGAGGUCGACGUCGGAUGGACCCAGGUUGUUUCCUUGCUCAGAGCAUGUGUCUCGUCCACCAACAUAUUCACCGAUGUGUUUCUCGCGAAAAGAACCGAUUCUUGUUUGAUGGACACAUCAGUGCUCACGAUUACCAAACCUCGGCGUCAAGAGGCCAACGGAGACCCCGGUCCGCAGAUGAGCAUCAAGCUUUUCUUCGACAGGGAGGACAGAAAGGUCAUGUACGCUGAGUGCAAGCAUGACUUCGUGGACCUGCUCCUCAGCUUCCUGACCUACCCCAUGGGAUGCAUCCUCAAGAACCUGGCCGGCACCUUUCACCGGUUCCACGGCUUCAACAAUCUUUACAGCAGUGCCGAUGGUCUCAACACGUCUGGCUUCCUGACGGGACCCUGCUUCGGUGACAAGAGCACGCUGCUCGAUCCUAGUAUUGCUCCGUUGAAGACCCACGGCGUCGAUGGGUCGGAUCAGGCAAUUGUGGAGUGGUAUCAUCUCUGCCGGACCGGGAAGCGGCAGUACUCCCGCGCAAUGGAUAAAAGGUCUUGCCAGUUGUUCGAUUCGGUGUUUGUCGAUGAUCACACCUAUGUAGUCGACGACGAGUUGCGUAUACAUCAAGCUUCGGCCGUGUCGGUGCUGAAGCACUGGUGCAAGAGAAACCGGGAUAAUGUAGUGGAGAUGGACAUUGCUGUCAGCAAACGAGAGGCUGUCGCGCUACUGCGAGCGGCGAUCAAUUCAGAGACUGCGCUGACAGAUGCGUUCAAGGGGAGGUUUCAGCAGGAAGCACAACUGUUGCCACCUUCAAAAAGAAGAACAGGCUCACCAUCGGUGGAGAAGAUGCAGAUCUUUGUCAAGAUCUUCACAGGCGAGACCAUCACCCUUGACGUGGCAAGCUCCGACACGGUUGCUGCCGUGAGGAGUAAGAUCCAGAUGAAGGGGAAGCUAAUGGCUGAUUGUAGGUUCGUGUACGGUGGCAAAUGCCUGCAGGAUCCAUGGACCCUGGCUGAUUGUGGCAUUCGCAGAGAAGCCACCAUCCACCUUGAGUUUUACCCCCGCGGCCUUAUCAAAACAGACACAGAAUGACUAAGAGGUUGAGACUUUAGAAUCAUUAUGAUGCACACAGCCAUUUUUACGUUAUAGUUUAUGAAAGGCAACGAGGCCAUGUCAUUGGUAACUUGGGUCGAUGAUCAUCACAUACAUAUUCUAAGCCAUACUUCGCUGUAUAACCAUGAGUUGUGGUUCUUCA